Molecule: messenger RNA, 1147 nt
Organism: Globicephala melas (long-finned pilot whale)
Lineage: Eukaryota; Metazoa; Chordata; Mammalia; Artiodactyla; Delphinidae
Gene: SNRPC
Product: small nuclear ribonucleoprotein polypeptide C
Biological process (GO): mRNA splicing, via spliceosome; spliceosomal snRNP assembly; mRNA 5'-splice site recognition
Cellular component (GO): nucleus; U1 snRNP
Molecular function (GO): zinc ion binding; pre-mRNA 5'-splice site binding
Source: RefSeq, a predicted model, not a curated record
CCACGAGCCUCUGGGGGAGCGAGAGGGUCUGGGGGAGGAAGGGAGACCCGGAUUUCUAGAACCUCUUUAGGAGUGUGGAGGUCGACUCUCCGUAAGGCAACCCAAAAGCUUGACUUGUGUCAGACGCUCUGUUUGAUGUCUUCUCAUCAUGAAUAGGUUUUAUUGUGACUACUGCGAUACAUACCUCACCCAUGACUCUCCAUCUGUGAGAAAGACACACUGCAGUGGUAGGAAACACAAAGAGAAUGUGAAAGACUACUAUCAGAAAUGGAUGGAAGAGCAGGCUCAGAGCCUGAUUGACAAAACAACUGCUGCAUUCCAACAAGGAAAGAUACCUCCUACUCCAUUCUCUGCCCCUCCUCCUGCAGGGGCAAUGAUUCCACCUCCCCCCAGUCUCCCGGGUCCUCCUCGCCCUGGGAUGAUGCCAGCACCCCACAUGGGGGGCCCUCCUAUGAUGCCAAUGAUGGGCCCUCCUCCUCCUGGGAUGAUGCCAGUGGGACCUGGUUCUCAGCAUGGGCCUCCUGCUCACCUUUCCUACAACUCCGAACAAACGCUUAGUGCUCCUGGAAUGAGGCCACCUAUGGGAGGCCACAUGCCAAUGAUGCCUGGGCCCCCAAUGAUGAGACCUCCUGCCCGUCCCAUGAUGGUGCCCACCCGGCCAGGAAUGACUCGACCAGACAGAUAAGGAGAUUGGGGAACCUCUUUAUAUCAGUUUUAUAUUACUUCACCAGGAGAUCAUGGUGCUGUGACUCGGGAUGUUUUCUAACAGGAUGACAAGGAAGACUUGCUCCCCCUUCCUAUCAAAGAGUAGUUUUGGAGGGGAGUGGUGGGACAGAAAAAGCAAUUUUCAUUUGUAUUGUGAAAUGUGAAAAUAAAAUUGUCAAUUCUUUUAGUUAAAAAUGUGUUCCCUUUUUUCUCCCUUCUGUAUUCUUUUUGUAUUAUAAAGGAGAGUCCAAUUGUGUUUCUCUAGCUCAUUCUUUCUUCAGCAUGCCCUCUGUAUGACAUUAUUUUCCCUUAGCUGUAGAGUGGGUCCCUUUGGGCACCUUGUCUUUAUUUAGUAAAGUUCUCUUGUGCAAAAACUGGUAAAUCCAACACUUGUAGAGCUUUUGUUGAUUAAAAUAAUAAACAGCACCUGGUUAAUUUUUCA